UGAUUCACUGCUACUCUGCUGGCUGUCUACCGAGCUUUACGCGCGCGCUUACACAGGAGUCCGAGUUUAACAGGAGAGAAUGGAAAUGUUUGAUAUGAAAACGACCGCAUCCAUAUCUUAAAGUUUUGUUUUGUUUUUACCUGAAAUUCCCUGACCCCUCGUUUCUUAUGGCAAAUCGUGACAAGAAUAAAAAGACUCUUCUGGAACUGGUGAAGCAGCCGGAGAACAGUAGCUGUGCUGACUGCAGCGCCGCAGACCCGGACUGGGCUUCAUAUACCCUUGGCGUAUUUGUUUGCCUGAAUUGCUCAGGAACUCAUCGCAACUUAUCAAGUAUCAGCCGGAUAAAAUCCAUCCGAUUAGACUUCUGGGAUGAUGAGCUUGUGCAGUUCAUGAAAGCCCAUGGAAACCGAGAUGCCAAGGAUCUCUACGAGAAAUCUGUCCCGGUCUUCUAUUAUCAGCCGCAGCAACAUGACUGUGAUGUCCUAAGGGAGCAGUGGAUUAGAGCCAAGUAUGAAAGACAGGAGUUUACAGAGCAAAAUAAACUUACAGCCUAUUCAUCAGGAGUAUAUGAAGGAGUGUUGUGGAAGAAGGGAAAGGACAAUGGACAGUUUCUCAAGAGGAAGUUUGUUUUAGCAGAGCAAGAUUUCACCCUCAAAUAUUAUAAGGAGGAUGAAUCAAAAGGGCCAAAGGCUGUUAUCUCUGUACAGACUCUGAAUGCAACCUUUCAGCCUCAGAAGAUUGGACAUGCUCACGGGCUUCAGAUCACUUAUUCAGUUAUGGACCACACCCGAAACCUCUUUGUUUACCAUGAAAGUGGUCAGGAAAUUGUGAAUUGGUACAAUGCUAUAAGAGCUACACGUUUUGCCUACCUGAAGACAGCAUUUCCUACCGCCAGUAAUGCUGAGCUGCUGCCAUGGAUUACCAGAAACUACUUAAAAGAGGGUUACAUGGAAAAAACUGGACCUUCGCACCGGGAGCCAUUCAAGAAGAGAUGGUUCAUCUUGGAUGGCCUUGAGAGAAAACUACUCUAUUUUAAAACAGAGCUGGAUGCUGUGGAGCUUGGGGUCAUUUUCAUUGGGACAGAGAAUCAUGGCUACUCAGUGAGUGAGUGUAUGCCGAAGGGGACCAGAGGAAAUAAAUGGAAAUGUGGGAUGGCAGUGGAGACACCGGACCGCCAGUUCAUCUUCAUGUGUGAGCAGGAGCGAGAUAGAAAGGAGUGGAUGGACGCCCUGAAAUUCAUCAUCUCCAAGCCUAUGCUUCCUCAGGAUUACACCACCGAGGCCAAUAUUCGCAGACGAAAAUGAUCAUCAUCGAGGAUAGAAGCGUGUUUGGACUCCCAUCACUGUGGAUAUUUAUAAUAUCAGCUGCACAAUGUAUGAAAUGUUUAACCUGAACCUUUUCAAAGUAUACUCUUUAAGUAUAAAAAAAAGUGAGUAAAACACUCAAGAGUACUUUGAAGGGUUCAUUGGGAUUAACUUUCAUCAUGGAAUGGUUUAUGUAAUGGAACCCAUUUGGACAGGGUUUCCUCAGAGAGGACGAGAGUGGAGCUGUUUUCCCAUACGCAGUGUUUAGUCCAUUUGAAUUGAACUCUGGUGUGGAUGCAGUUUGUUGAUGCAGGUGAGAACAGUCGCAAAAUCGCUCUUAGAUGUGGGUCAGAACAGUUGAUCCGAGAUCUGGUCUAAUUGAGAUUGUCUCCGUCUGGUUCCAAGUGAACUCCUGCCUGGUCUGAUUGCAGUGAGAUAGAGCUUCUACCCUAAACCGACCCAGCUACAGGAAGUAAACCUCUACAGGCUCCACAGUUUGGAUUGCAGGCUACGGUUUUGUAGAUGUGAGCUGCUAACUGAUCUGCAGGGCUAAAAGGACAGAGCUGUAGCACGGCAGGAAAUAGAUAUUUGGACUGAGAGAAAAUAAACAGUGGGUGCUUAACACAAAAAUUGGUUAUUUCUAUAAUUAUCUAGUAAUUUUUUACAGCUCUGGCUUUAAACUCUCUGUACUGAGGUGAUUUCUAUUUUCAGGUGUACAUCACCUUCAGACUUUUUUUUUUUUGGUUUAAAUAGCAAAACAAAUCAAGUAUCAGUUUGUGCUCAAAUUUGGAGAAUUGAGAAAGUGUCCCAGAAAGCCUCAGUAUUUUAUUUUUAGUGUUUUACUCCUUCAGCUCAAUUCUUCAGUUAAUGUUUAUGGUUUUAAUGAACACCAAUAAUUACACACAUGUGUGAAUGUGUGAUUUUCUACAUGAAGGACCUCUUUCCCAAGUUCUUUUAAUAAGACAUUUUGUAAAAAAAAAAAAAAUAAUAAUAAUAAAAUAAAAUAAAUAAAAAAUAAUUGUAAAUAAUUUCAAACACAAGCAUGGUGGACUUGCUAGAUAUUAGAUAUUAUCCACUUCUAGACAUUACUGAAAAUAGAGAAAAGGAGAAACACUAUUAAAGACAUCCAAACGUGAACUGUUUUUCAGCUCACUCAGCACUCUUGGCUUCUUUUAGGAUCACUUCCAUAUUCACUCUCAGCUUACUGUUCAAGAGAGAGAGAGAGAGAGAAAGAGAGAGAGAGAGCUCAUUAAUAGAACAGCCCAAAACUGCUGUCUGUUAAUAAGCACAUCCUCAUGCACCACCCUCGUGUUUCAGAAACCCGCAAAACCACUGCAACCAUCUGCUACAGCUCUACAUUAAGGUCUGUUUGUACACUAUAUUGGCAAAAGUUUUGGGACACCCCUCCAAAUCAUUGAAUUCAGGUGUUAGUUUUCAGGGGAUGGGCUCUGCCCCUUAGUUCCAGUGAAAGGAACUCUUAAUGUUUCAGCAUACCAAGACAUUUUGGACAAUUUCAUGCUCCCAACUUUGUGUGAACAGUUUGGGGAUGACCCCUUCCUGUUCCAACAUGACUGCACACCAGUGCACAAAGCAAGGUCCAUAAAGACAUGGAUGAGUGAGUUUGGUGUGGAGGAACUUCACAGAGUCCUGACCUCAACCUGAUAGAACACCUUUGGGAUGAAUUAGAGCGGAGACUGCAAUCCAGGCCAAAACUGGGACGUCUGCCUUUACAUGCACAUUAAUUUAAUAUGGAGCUGUCCCGCCCUUUGCAGCUAUAACAGCUUCAACUCUUCUGGGGAGGCUUUCCACAAGGUUUAGAAGUGUGUGUAUUUGUGAGGUCAGGCACUGGUGCUGGACGAGAAGGUCUGGCUCACAGUCUCUGCUCUAAGUCAUCCCAAAGGUGUUCUGUCGGAUUGAGGUCAGGACUCUGAAGUUCCUCCACACCAAACUCACUCAAAACUUUUGGCAAUAGGGUUAAUAGAAAUAUGUGGAUUUUAUUCUUUUGCUAGUCAAACACAUUAAAAAACACCAAACUGACAAAAUUUGACAAAACAUGUCUUUUUAUGAUCAAGUUGGAUGAUUGUCUGCAUGUGUUUCUGAAACAAAUAGAUAUAUUUUGGGUUCUGACAUAUUUCCUGAUAAAAAAAAAUUCAAUAGAUAAAAUUCAGUAGAUGUUCAUUUUAUUUCUACUAAAAUGAUGUACUUUUUCACCUUCAUUGUGACAAACUGGCCUUAUCCAUUACCUUAUUAUUCAUCUUAACUUUUAAGAUGAAACAUUUAGACAGAAACACACUCCUGAUGGCCUACAGGGGGCGCCACGUGUGUCUUAUUUAGGUUUAAAACAAA
Messenger RNA from Hemibagrus wyckioides, 3650 nucleotides. It is a transcript of the gene adap2, whose product is annotated as ArfGAP with dual PH domains 2. The record is from RefSeq and is a predicted model, not a curated record. The transcript has 11 exons. Gene Ontology annotation, molecular function: GTPase activator activity; phosphatidylinositol bisphosphate binding. Gene Ontology annotation, biological process: positive regulation of GTPase activity. Gene Ontology annotation, cellular component: plasma membrane; intracellular membrane-bounded organelle. The coding region runs from base 168 to 1304 and encodes 378 amino acids. Lineage: Eukaryota; Metazoa; Chordata; Actinopteri; Siluriformes; Bagridae.